Polypterus senegalus (gray bichir) is the source of this 2734-nucleotide messenger RNA. Its product is annotated as coiled-coil domain-containing protein 17-like. The coding region runs from base 369 to 2324 and encodes 651 amino acids. The record is from RefSeq and is a predicted model, not a curated record. The transcript has 13 exons. Lineage: Eukaryota; Metazoa; Chordata; Cladistia; Polypteriformes; Polypteridae.
CGCGCAGUGACCGCGCGCUCGAGUGCGCUGGUCGGUCCGUUGCUAGCUGUGACAAAAAAGGACGCGCUGGUUGCCAACCAGUAUGUCACAGUGCCAGUUGAAGAUCAAGGUGUGGGCAGCACUGGGCACUUGACCCGACGGUUUGUUAGUUUUUGCUUCCCCUAUUCCAGUAGCCCACCAACUUUCAACGCGAAGGAAAAUAUGCGGAAGUUUAGAGUGCUGAACGUGAAAACUCAUUUAAACUGAAAUUCGGAGCGUCAGGCUGAUGAUUUUUUCUUCCUUUUUUUUUUUUUUUAACCCCUUAUAAUUCGAUGAAGGAUUUCUACAAAAUCAGACGGUGACCGCGACACACUCACUGGAAAUCGGACAUGGAUUUACUAAGCUGUCCGCAAUGCAAUAUGACUUUUAAAUCCUCCCUACUGUUGGAGAAACAUCGGGAGAAAUUCUGCAUCGGAGGAGACAUCGGCAAAGUCCGUGAGGCCCAGACGCCGCAAGACCUGCUCGAAAAAGUGAAGGAUUACAAGAAAAGACGACAGGAACUGCGAGAGCAGCGGGACAGACAGGAGAGGGAGCUGCUCAAGGACAUCGAUGACGAAAAGCGGCCGAGGACCCCUGAGACUGUGGAGGACUCUGAGCCCCCCUCUAGACAGCGAGGUUCCAGUUCCAGAGCCAAGUGGAACAAAGGCCAUGACACCCAUGUCCGCCACCUGGCACAGACUCAUGGGAAGCAUAUCGUUGACAUUAUGACCGAAAACAAGGAGCUAGAGAGGCAAAGAAAAGAGAUUGAUGAAAAGCUGAAGGAGUUGGCUUCACAGAGUAAGAACUUCCUACAGGUUGAGAAAAUGCUGAAGGAGCUGAAAGACCAAGAGCAGAAAAACGAGUUCCUCCUCGAAUCCAUGCGUCAGCAGAUGCAGAUCCUUCAGAUGGAGGCCAUGAGGACCAAAAACCUGAGCAUGCACAGCGACUCUCCUCUGUACUCAUCGAAGAAAAAGUCAAAGUUGCCUGAGUUUCAGCCCCACACCUACAUCCCGUUCUAUGGAGGAGGACUCCUGUCUUCUGAAAUCAGCGCUCUUCGGUUGUCCUACCUGCAGAAUGGAGGGAACGACCAGAUCAUUCUGGCCCAGAUUCAGGACUUGCUUAAUGAAGCCCUACAGCUUGAACAGCAGGCCAAGCAACCGCACACUCAUCACCACAAGGACAAGCACAGACGUGGUCCCCAGGAGUCUCUACGCCGUAGUCUGACCAGAGAUCUCAUCACGCUGGAAGUGGAGAACCAGCGCCUUGAAAGUGAACUUGUGAAACUUCAGCUGAAGAAAAGGAAAGACCCUAAAUAUUCCAAAACUUCUUAUAGUCGCAGGACCGGUCACCUCCCUGUGUACCUCCCAGAGAACGGUGACCACAAAAUGAGGGUCCUGAAGCGAGACAUUGACCUCCUCAAGCAGGAACUGGAGAUCCAGCGCCUGCGACGACACAUCAAGACGUCGGUGACACAAGCACCACCAGAGCAGACGGCUCCUUCCCCACUCCCUCCACUGGAGGACGUGAGAACUCAGACGCCAAACUUAACUAAGCAAAUCUGGGAAUCCAAAGAUGGUUUGGGACCUGCGCCCUACGACCCCAUAGCUGGAUUUGUAAUCUUCUACGACUUCCUUCAGGGUCUCGACUCCUUUUAUCGUGUUUGUCGUCUGGUGGUGGGUUUAUGCAGUGGUGCCCAGGAGAUGGGCAGUCCGGUGUUCCUUCCGCCAGUCUACUGUGAGCCCAGCAGUCUUCCUUCGUACCUGUCGGAGAACAAGAGGCUGAACGUGGCUACACUUGCGGCCAAGCAGGCUGUUCCGAGAAUUCGCCCUUCUCCUUUGAUUUCCCUCGUUAUGGAGCUGCAGGCGUCUGGGGGAUACGACCCAUAUGGGCAAGAGGUGAACCGCCUCGUCUCAAGAGGAUGGGUCAAACUUGACAUUUUUGACUUGCACAAUCGCGUCAUCAGUGGGAAAUGGAAGGUGCCGAUCCGCAUUCUUCCAGUUAAUCCGGCUCUGACAACGGGAGAAAUGAACGGAGUGCCUCAGCUUGGGAAUGCUGAACUUCACCUGCGAAUUGUGAAUGCCAGAGACGCAGACCUGCAGAGCUCUGCACCGAUCAGUGAAUAUAAUGCCAGCCUUUACAAAUACCCCCCUCUGGCCGCCGCAAGGACCGGCUUUGUCUCAAACAUCCCGGUUCAACCACAGCUCUCCUCUUACUACUUCCCCAGCACACAGAUGAUGUACCCACCUUACCUGGAGAGCACAGACCCCCCUCCACCAUCUCAAAGUCUGCUCGAUGACACACUGUAAUAAAAUACGGAUUUAGGUAGAUACAACCGGUUAGGCUUUCACAAGUUUAAUUUGCAAUCCAGUGAAUGUUGUUUUGGAAUUUGAUUGACGCAACCAACCAGCUUCAGAGCAGAUGAGGGUCGUACUGUCAGGCCAUAACUCCUCUAACAGAACAUUAGGACAAUCUGGGGACAUUCAGCCCAACGAAACCCACCAGGCCUGUCCGCUUCAUUCUCCUGAAAUAAACAUCAAGUCGAGUUUUGAAGGUCCCUGCAGUCCUACUGCCCACCACACUACUUUGUCACUUUUUCCAUGUGCCUGUCGUUGUCUGAGUGAAGAAGAACUUCCUAUUGCUUGUGUGAAAUGUACCCUUCACAAGUUUCCAGCUGUGUCCCCGUGUUCUUGGCGACUUCAUUUUAAAGUCACCGUCU